Molecule: messenger RNA, 601 nt
Organism: Rotaria sp. Silwood1
Lineage: Eukaryota; Metazoa; Rotifera; Eurotatoria; Philodinida; Philodinidae
Source: the annotation of a GenBank genome assembly
AUGCUUGCAUCAUUUCUAAAACAGGAAAAAAAGGAUGAAGAAUCGGGGACAAGUGGAAAUUCAUAUAAGUAUCUUGAAAAGACAUCUGUUCUUCAAGAAGCUCGUACAUUUAAUGAAACUCCUGUAAAUGCACGAAAAUGUAUUCAAAUAUUAACAAAAAUUAUUUAUAUGAUCAAUCAAGGAGAACAAUUAGGUCAAACGGAAGCAACAGAAACAUUUUUUGCUAUGACAAAAUUAUUUCAAUCAAAAGAUGUAAGUUUAUUUAAAAAAGAUAUAGAUUAUUUCUUUUUGGAGAUUAUUGAAUUUUUUUUCUAAAGGUUAUCCUAACAAUAAACGUAGUAGAGCGACUAGAAAUAAUUUAAAUCGCAACAUAACUACAGAUAAUCCUUUUAGAAAUUCAUUGAUCAUACAUUAAUUUAAUCCUCUUCAGAAUAAAGAUGCAUUUCACAGCAUCUUCAUAUGAUCAUUAUUUCUGUUCGAUAUAUUUCAACACGAUUUCAUAGAAAAUUCUUCGAUCUUAUUAUUAUAAUAUAAUAUGAUCAAAUUUUCUUUUAUUUCGACAAUCUUAGGUGAAAAUCGAACGAUAUAUUUUUUUUUUUUU